Pistacia vera is the source of this 1149-nucleotide messenger RNA. RefSeq names its product DNA damage-repair/toleration protein DRT102-like. The record is from RefSeq and is a predicted model, not a curated record. Gene Ontology annotation, molecular function: isomerase activity. Gene Ontology annotation, biological process: carbohydrate metabolic process. Lineage: Eukaryota; Viridiplantae; Streptophyta; Magnoliopsida; Sapindales; Anacardiaceae. The transcript has a single exon. The coding region runs from base 94 to 1005 and encodes 303 amino acids.
UGAGUUAUUUUUCCGUCUUGAUUCAUCCACAGUUACACUCAGGCACUGAUCUAAAUCAUCCGCCACCCGACUUUCCUCUCUCUCUAAUCCACCAUGGCCGAACCCAACACCAACCCUCCCCGCCCUGUCAAGAUCAUCGCUGGCGCCGAUCCAUUCGGCACCGACUUAAAGGACGCUCUAGUAUCCCACCUCCGCUCCAUCAACAUUGAAGUCGAAGACCUCGGCACCUCCUCCUACUACUCUAUUGGCGCCGAGGUCGGCCGCCGCGUCUCCUCCUCAUCCGCCGAAACUCGGGGCCUUGUCUCCUGUGGUACCGGCGUCGGCGUCGGCAUGUUCGCUAACAAAUACCCCGGAGUCUUCGCUGCCACUUGUCUCACACCUUCCGAUGCUCAAAACGCUCGCUCCAUCAACAACUCCAACGUUCUCGCCAUCUCAGGUAAGUCCACCUCCAAAGACUCCGCCAUUGAGAUUCUCAAUACGUGGCUUAACACCCCUUUUAAGGCGCCAUGUCCCGCGUCAGAAAGCAAACCGUGGGACGACGAAGUUUUAUGUUUUCUCGAUAACUCUGUUGCUGAAAUGAGUAAGAUAGGAAAAGAAGAUGAAGAGAAAGAAAGCUCUGGUUCUUGCAGCAUUUGUUGUUUGGUUAAAAACAGGGAGCUGAAUCCAAUAGAGAUGAUUCCAGGAGGGUCAAUGAAGAUUGUGAGGGAGAGUCCAACCUCGGCUAUAGUGAGGUUUAAGGCGGGGAGUGUGGAGCCGGCGCAUCAUCAUACGUUUGGGCACGAUUUGGUGGUGAUGGAAGGGAGAAAAAGCGUGUGGAAUAUGAGUAAAGGGGAGAGGUUUGAUUUGAGUGUUGGUGAUUACUUGUUUACACCCGCUGGAGAUGUGCAUAGAGUCAAGUAUUAUGAAGAUACUGAGUUUUUUAUCAAAUGGGAUGGACAUUGGGAUAUGUUCUUUGAUGAGGAUCUUGAGACUGCUAAGUCUGCUGUUGAGAAAGAAACUGUUUGAUCUCUUUGUUUGCCUACCUGAGGUAAUAUGUUGUUUGUGAAUUAUGUGUGGAUUGUGUUGGUGAGUAUGAUUUUGUAAGAGCUGUUAUGUAAAAAGUUAUCUUUUGAAUAAGCAUCUUAAUUUUAUUUGAUGUUAGACAUGGAA